Messenger RNA from Tympanuchus pallidicinctus (lesser prairie-chicken), 1378 nucleotides. Its product is annotated as chitobiosyldiphosphodolichol beta-mannosyltransferase-like. Gene Ontology annotation, molecular function: mannosyltransferase activity. The transcript is spliced from 4 exons. NCBI's taxonomy places the organism in Eukaryota, Metazoa, Chordata, Aves, Galliformes, Phasianidae. Bases 659 to 1234 code for a protein of 191 amino acids. Gene Ontology annotation, cellular component: endoplasmic reticulum. The record is from RefSeq and is a predicted model, not a curated record.
ACUAUUGUGGCAGGGGUGAGUGCCUGUGCGGAGUGCUCAGGUGAGCAGACGGUCACAGCUGGGGGACGAAGUGCAGGUUGGAAAUGCAGGGCCGUGCAGAGGAAGGGCUGCACGUUUCUGCCUGCUCCGAGUCCUGAGCAGUCAAUGCAUUGAGCGUGUUGAUCCAGCUCCGUGGGAUGGCGGUGCUGGGUGGGCGCGCUGACAGGGCCAGGCAGGGUCCAGAGCUGUGAAUGCUGGCAGGCGGGGACUGGGGAGAAUGGGGAGAGGAAAUCUGUGUGCAGAACCAUUCCAGGGUGGUGUAAAAGCUGUUGCCCAGGCAGUAGACUUUCUGUAGGCAGUGCUGAAGAUGGAUCCGCCUUGCGAUAUCCUGGUUUGGAUGUGUUUUGUGUGCAGGUGAUGUUAACGGUGCUGCAUUCCAUCGCGCUUUGGUCAGUCUUGGACGCUGGCAGAUGCGUGUGUGAGCGUGCGAAGGGCCUUGAGAGCACCGCGAGCUCGCUCUCUGGGUUUUCCUUCUCUCGCCAUCGCUCAGUGUUUGUCGCUCACACACGCAGCCUCCAAACGCCCUUCUUCUCGCGCUCGGGCACCGAUCUCCCAAUGAACGGCAGGAGCCGUCGUGGCCAGGCAGGAAGGGGGCGCUGUGCCCGGCCGGGCUCCCAAGAUGGCGGCCGGCGGCGGCGCUCUGGCCGCGUCGGUGGCGCUGGCGGCGCUGGCGGCGAUGCUGUGGCGGCGGCGGGCGGUGCGCGGUGCGGGCCGGGUGUGCGUGGCGGUGCUGGGCGACCUGGGCCGCAGCCCGCGGAUGCAGCACCACGCGUUAUCGCUGGCCCGGCACGGACGCGGCGUGUCGCUGCUGGGAUACUUCCAGACGAGGCCGCAUGGCGACGUGCUGAGCAGCGGGGAGAUCCGCGUCGUGCCCCUGUCGGAGCUGCGCUGCUCGCGAGGGCUGUCACAUGCAAGCACACACUCCAGGAAACAGCCUGCAGCAAGUUGUGAAGACAUAUGGCCUUCUCAAAAACCUCUGAAGGUGUUUGAAAGCUCAGCUGCUGCGCCUGGUCAGCUUCUUGUGUGGCACGGGAUGUUGAGUGUGGGAUCUCUGGUGGUGCCACAGAGUCUGCCUGGCUUCCUGGAAGCAGUUCCAGACUGGGGAGAACAAGGAAGAGAACAAUCAGCACCUGACAGGCCAGGUUUUGUAGCAGAAGCACACUGCCAGCCUCAUUGUUUGACUGUAAAUGCAUGAAGAAGUCAUCCUCUGUUACGUGCACCUGUUAGAGACUGAGUUCCUGCUCCCCGUGACAUACUCAGCAGAGACUUUGAGUGAGCAAUUGAAAUUAGUGCAGAUGACUUCUUCCUUUGUUGGGUUAUGCCACGGCACAUCUCAGAC